Molecule: messenger RNA, 402 nt
Organism: Adineta ricciae
Lineage: Eukaryota; Metazoa; Rotifera; Eurotatoria; Adinetida; Adinetidae
Source: the annotation of a GenBank genome assembly
AUGUUUCAAAAAUCAAAUAUUAUCUAUUCAUGGGGAGAUCUCAAUGAUGAACUAAAGAAAUUUCUACCAUAUCGGCUUUUUACAUCGAAUCAGUUAGAAAAACCAACUAAAAUUAAUGUACAAGAUGAAUUUCGUGAAUGGCAUAACGGUCUUGUUGGUUUUUAUGCAUAUGGAGGCGAAAACCUAUGGGCUUCACAAUGUGCUGUUGCUUCAACAUAUCAACAGUUCUUAAACAAAGAUCAAACAUUAAGUGUCUGGAGUUGUAGUCUUGAUCUAUCGAAAAAUAAUAACAAUUCUAAUAGUAAAAUCUUAUCUAUGGUUCAAUAUGCUGUUAAUGAUUGUUUGGCGAUAACAAAAUUAGCUUAUACCAUGAGUGAAGACAUUUCAGGUAUAUAUAUUUAA